GCCGGAGCCCGGGAUCGCCCGAGGCUCGCGCCCCCUCCCCAUCCCCGCGGGAGCGCGCGGGGCGCCCGGAGGAGCUGGAGGGCGGGGAGGCUCCGAGAGAGGCGGCGACUGCUUAGCGAGCUAGUGGGUGGGGUUGUCUCCCCUGCCCCCCCCUUGGGGAGGUUGAGAAGCGAAUUGCAUUUGUGGUAGCUGUUACUCGGGAGUUGGUCCCUCGGUUCGCUUAGGGAUGUGCUUGGCUUUUAUCCUACUUAAAAAAAAAAAAAAGCGGGGGCCGAUCUCGAGGCGUCAGGUGUUGUGGGGCCCUGUUUCUUCCUCCCCCCGUCCCCAGGCACCGUCUGCUUCGUCGCCUUUCGCAGAUCCGCCUUAUUGGUUUAUUUUGCUGUCAUCAUCCUUCUUUGCACAUGGACCCAAAACUUAAGUCUUAGAAGGAACACGGAAUCUGGAAUCUGGACCUCUGGGGUCGAAUCCUAGCUCACGGUGACCUUGAGUAAAUUCGUACUUCUCUAUCUUUGGGACUCAAUUCCCUUUUCUCUGGUACAGUGGGGGCGGGGGCGGUGAGGAGGGCUCUAAAAGUGCCUCCUAGCUGGGCACAUCGCUCUUUGCCCACAUCUUUACCGGAGAUGCUCGACGGAGGUUCUCAGGUGCCUCUGCUUGACUAGAAGGAAUGGAGCAGGGUGCUACUACCUCAUUAAUUACUCCUCCGUGCCCCCACCCCUGGCAAUGCUUUCUUGGACCUCAUCAGGGAAGAGUUCGUUUCUUGCAAAAGUUCAGCAGCCUUUUGACUGAGAAUGUCGAAUUCUGGAAUUGUGACUCAUUCUUUUUAGGUCUAGCUUUUGGCUAUGGCGGCUGCUACAAUAGUUCAUGAUACAUCUGAAGCAGUUGAACUUUGUAGUUUAUAUGGAUUAUACCUCAAGCCAAUUACGAAAAUGACAAUUAGUGUGGCACUUCCACAAUUGAAGCAACCUGGAAAAUCCAUUUCUAAUUGGGAAGUGAUGGAAAGAUUGAAAGGAAUGGUACAGAGUCAUCAAUUUUCUACUCUUCGAAUUUCUAAAAGCACUAUGGAUUUCAUCCGUUUUGAAGGAGAAGUUGAAAAUAAAAGUUUGGUUAAGUCUUUUCUUGCAUGUCUUGAUGGCAAAACAAUAAAGCUUAGUGGUUUUUCAGAUAUUUUAAAAGUUCGGGCUGCUGAGUUUAAAAUAGAUUUCCCAACUCGGCAUGACUGGGACUCCUUUUUCCGUGAUGCAAAAGAUAUGAAUGAGACUCUGCCAGGAGAGAGACCAGACACAAUUCAUUUGGAAGGACUACCUUGUAAAUGGUUUGCAUUGAAAGAAUCUGGUUCAGAAAAACCAAAUGAAGAAGUUCUCGUUAAGGUAUUUGAGACAUUUGGAGAAAUACGGAAUGUGGACAUCCCAAUGUUGGACCCUUAUAGAGAAGAAAUGACUGGCAGAAAUUUUCAUACUUUUAGUUUUGGUGGACAUUUGAACUUUGAAGCUUAUGUUCAGUAUAAAGAGUAUGUUGGCUUUAUUAAAGCUAUGAAUGCCUUGCGUGGUAUGAAACUAAUGUAUAAAGGUGAAGAUGGCAAAGCAGUAGCCUGCAAUAUAAAGGUUUCUUUUGAUUCAACUAAACACCUUAGUGAUGCCUCAAUUAAAAAACGGCAGCUUGAAAGGCAGAAACUUCAAGAACUUGAACAGCAAAGAGAAGAGCAGAAACGUAAAGAAAAAGAAGCUGAGGAAAGACAAAAAGAAGAGGAAAGAAAACAGAAAGAAUUAGAGGAGUUGGAAAGAGAAAGAAAACGAGAAGAGAAACUCCGUAAGAGAGAACAAAAACAAAAAGACCGUGAAGUCCGUCGAAAUCAGAAAAAACUAGAGAAGAUACAAGCAGAAGAGCAGAAAAAAUUACAAGAGAAGAUAAAAUUAGAGGAGAGGAAAUUAUUGUUGGCUCAAAGAAAUCUUCAGUCAAUAAGAUUAAUUGCAGAACUGCUAAGCAGAGCAAAGGCAGUAAAAUUACUAGAGCAUGAACAGAAAGAAGAAAAAAUCCGCCUUCAACAACUUGAGGAAAGAAGACGACUUCAGGAGGCUGAACUCAGACGGGUAGAAGAGGAAAAAGAGCGAGCUCUGGGGCUUCAGAGGAAAGAGAAAGAAUUAAGGGAGAGGCUAUUAAACAUUUUGUUGAGCAAGAAAAUAGAUGAGACACAGCAAAACAAAGAAGAAGUAGUGGCAUCUCAUUCUGCCCUAUUACAACCUGUUAUAGAUAUUAUACAAUCGGUGUCUUCAAGCUGUGUUACUUCUACCUCCUUGCAUUCCCUCAUGGGUCAACCAACUCAGAUCUGUCAAAGAGAAACACUGUCCAAUCAGGAGAUUAAUUUUAAUUCCAAAAAUGUGAAUGGAAAUUUAAGUGAAGAAGCUCAGUGUAAAGAAAGUAAGAAACUUAACUGUAUUACAAGUGAAAGCUGUUCAGAAAAAAAAUGUUCCAGUGUGCUCUCUUGUAUUCCUGCCAAUAAUCAACAACAAAAGAGUACAUCUAAUUGUGACCAGAACAUAUCCAAAAAAGAUUCUUCUUUUGAACAAGACAAAUGUAAUAGAGAACCAAGUAAGGGAAAGAGCCGAUCCAGUAGAGACAGAAGUACUGAAGAAAGACAUAAAAGGGAUAGGAGCAAGCAUAGAAGGGACACGAGUAAAGAGGAUGAAAGACAAAGAAAAGAAAGACGACUUCAUAGAAGACACUCUUACAAAGAUUAUAGUCCUCACAGAAGAAGUGUAAGCCCUGAUAGAUCUAGGUACCGAAGGUCCUACAGCAGAGACAGAUACAGUAGAAGGGAUAGAAGCCGGGAUAGAAGAAGUGUGGGUAGGAAGCGCAGUCGAAGAGGGAGAUCCAGAUCCCUGAGCAAACACAGAAGUACUUGGAGCAGGUAGUAAAGGACUCUGCCUUUUUAAGGCCCAUAUACAGGAUAAACCAGGACCAGCAAGAGGUUCUGAAGUUUUUGGCUUCUUGACCACCUUAAGAAAACUGAAUCUCUGCUUAGCGAAUGUAAAGUGAACUCCUUUGUGAAAGGAAACACAAUUACAUUGGAAAUUUAUUUUCUUUUUUUUAAGAUUGCAUAAUUAUUUGUGCUUCAGUUUCAACUGUGUUGGUAAUUUGUUUUUCAUUAGCUCUCCUUUUUUCCUUUUAAAUAUUUUGAUCUGAUAGCUUUAAUGUCACCAAUCCUCUUUUAAUCAGGAGAAAUGUAUAGACUGACAGUUUAAGAAUUCCAGACCUACUACAUAAAUGUAUGCAAAAUUCUUGACUAAAAAUUCUUUAUGCACUCAAUGAAGUCAACAUGUACUGCAGAAAAAGGGCAAAUUUAAUUGAACUUGAGAUAAGUUGCCAAAUGUUAAGUGUUAUGAACAACCACAAAAACUUAUGGGACAUUUAAGAGAAAAAAAGAACUUGCUGGUUUGAUUUUAUUUUGUAUUUAGCUGAUUUAAAAACAUGGAAAUGGUGGUGGAAAGAUGUGGGAACAAAAUGAUCAUGGCAUAGUAAGCCAUAUGUGAAAUAUAGGUAGAAUUCCUAUAAAAUUGAAAAUGCAAAUGCACUAUACUUUUUAAAGAUUCCAGUAAGUGGGAGUAUGAGACAAAGUAGUCUGGAGAUGCUCCGUUACUUCUGAAACAUUGACUUUUUACAAAUUAAAAUAAUUGAGAGUAAAAAGUUAGUUAAAAGCUUUUGUUUCUAGUACAAAUUAGUGUGUGCGUGGUUUUUUUAAGAAGCUGUUUUGCUAAAUUAUUUUUACUUGCAAUGUUUCAAACAGAUUCAAGGCUGCAAACUUGUUAAAUUUUAUAAUCUUUUGCUUCUCAUGAUGAAGCUCAGGAAUACUUUAAAGUAGUUGUAACCUUUGGGUUAUAAAAGGUUGUGUUUAUUCCAGUUUGCAUUUUUAUGGUGAAAUAAAAGCCUUUUCCAGUGAUCUGAAAUUCCUGUCUUUAUAUUUUAAAAGAUGAUGAAACUGCAUUCCUGUUUAUUCUUUGAGCAGUCAAGCACAUUUUUAAAAAAUCUCAUUUUCAUAUUAAUUGGAGUUCUUAGAUUGUGUUGAAAGCAUUUAAAAUUAUGAAUGAUUAUUAAUAUUUGCUUAAUGCAUCUGAUGACGUUACAGUUAAUUAUAUUCAGUGUUGUAAAAUAAACUUAUGAAUCCUCCUAGAAUAAUAACAGUAAUAAGAUCAUACGUGGCACUCUAUGAACAAUAAUCCUAUAAUAUUCAAUUAAUAGAAUAUCAGUUUAAAGCAUUUAUUAAACUUACUAAUAGUUCUUAAUAACUUCAAAAUGUGCUGUAGAGUAAUAGAGGUUUCUUUAUGAAUACUUACAAACUAGAAAUAGGAAUUGCUUCAUCCUUCUGUAUUUAAUCAAAUCAUUCUGCCUUUUCCAUUGUGGGACUUGCAUGUUCCUUUAUAACUCCAGCUUAUGCUAUUGAAAAUUGACUAAACAGAAGAUUAGAAGCAACCUGUUUACAUGUAAAACAUGGAAUAGAACAUUUUACCUUUGCUUUAUAAUUCUAUUUGUUUGCAAGGUUAAUUCUGGGAUAAGAUUUAGCUAUGUAAUAUUGUGUCAGUGGGAUUUGUUUUACUAAUUUGGAGAUUAUAAUUAUAAAGACUCCAGUGAUGGGGCUUUUACUGUGUUUCAGCUCAUGGUAGUUUUAAAUAAUUUCUAAUAUUACAGUUUCAUUCUGAUGUAACAUUAAAAAAGAAGAGGCACAUGUAAGUUAUUCUAGUAAUAAAUCAAAGUGAAAUUGAAGAAAUGGAGAUAUUGAUAUUAUAAUCUGGAUACUAGGUCAUUCGUAUUUACUUUUCUAGGCCUGAUUUAGCCUGUUAAUUAUGCAGAAAAAGAUUAUCUAGUUUCUCAGCAUUUUUGAUUCUUUGAUAUUUGUUAUUGAUUAUUCUACAAUCACUAGCAAUGAACAGGAUAUUAAAAGGGAGUAAGAAGUUUUAGUUCAUGUUGCUCCUAUUUAACAGAUAUUUGGUACAGUGGAAAGAACAGAUGUUUGAAAGUGGGGAGAUCUGAUUUUAGACCCAGCUCUACCAUUAACCAGCUGUGUGAUCUUAGCCUUGUCGUUUCAUCUUUCUUGACUUCCUUUCCCUUUCAAUUAAAUUUAGUUGAAUUGUUUUUUAGGAAGAUGAUUUUUAAUCUCUUCAAUUCUCAAAUUAUAUGUUAUGAUUGUUUAAAAUAGAAUAAGCUUUUCAGUUCAAAUUCUUAACUCCCUUCUGCAUCUAUGGUUCUGUCUCUUCAUUAUUAAUUCAUGCUACUUUUGAAAUAAAUUGGGAUUUAAGUUAGUUCUGAGGUGACUUUAAUUCUGUUGGGAAAAACUGGGGAUUGAAAGAAGCACUUGAAAAUCUAGCUCCUGUUUGUGAGAGAGUGAAAAUCCAAUUUCAGUCUUGCUUUAUAAUUUCCCUGCUAUAUUUUAAGAAUGGGAGGUUACAUUAAUCUAUCCUUUUUUUUUUUUUUUUCCCCAUCUCCUUAUAAUUUUAUACCAUUAAGAAGAAUCAUUUCCACAUUCAUUGAUAUCAUGGUUUUAGUAUAAUAGAUCUACUUCAUUCUGUUUUAAUUUCUGGUUGAACAGAAGAUUGAAGUACCUGCUUUUGGCUAAGAAUAUGAAAAAAAUCAUCAAUAUUGGUUACCAGUGUUCCUUCUUCAGCAAAAUUUCCAUAUUUGGAUAAAAAUUAUGAAAAAAUUUUCUGGUGUCUGAGCCAGCUAUCAUGUUAUCAAACUCAUGUGCCCAUAGAUACCACCUGUCACUGGAGACUGUUAAUUUCAUUACUAUGACUGCUCCUGUUAGGGAAGUUUGGGAUAGAUUACCCCAUUACCUAAACUCUAGAUUUUUAUUAGCACUCAAUUAUGAUGACUAUAACACACAUAGCUUCAGGAAGAUUCUGCCAACCUAGGUGAGUUAUGAGCAUUAAUAAAAAUUUGUAAAAUUAAUUUGCAAAAAACAAAAAAACAGCCCAGAGGAAAAAUAUCGUAGAGGUGCCCUUACACUGAUAGUCCAUUCUCUAUAUAUCUUUAUUCAUGUAUAGCAAAAUUUUUAUUUAUUUAAAUUUAAUUUUUAGUCAAUAUAAUUCCAAAUCAAAUUUUACUGGAUUCUUUCCCUUAAACUGAGACAAGAUGGGGAUUUAAAAAGGUUUAGUUGUUAAUUAAUGCGAAGAAAUGUUAAUAGAAACAUAAAGCCUUCUUUUUAUAAGGAAAAUAAAGAUAGUUUAUUCUUAUUUAA
Messenger RNA from Sarcophilus harrisii (Tasmanian devil), 6226 nucleotides. It is a transcript of the gene AKAP17A, whose product is annotated as A-kinase anchoring protein 17A. Gene Ontology annotation, cellular component: nuclear speck; cytosol. The coding region runs from base 840 to 2909 and encodes 689 amino acids. The record is from RefSeq and is a predicted model, not a curated record. The transcript has 5 exons. Gene Ontology annotation, molecular function: protein kinase A binding; RNA binding. Gene Ontology annotation, biological process: regulation of RNA splicing. NCBI's taxonomy places the organism in Eukaryota, Metazoa, Chordata, Mammalia, Dasyuromorphia, Dasyuridae.